AUGCAAAGCGAGAACAGAGAUGGGGAGAGCCAUAGGUGGAAGCUGCAGAUUGCCGAGUUUCCAGGACUCCGAAUCCGUGCCCGUUGGCCUCAGCCCGGGUCUAGGAGCAGACUGGUUGCAGGGGAGGCGGCCCCCGAGCUAGGAUCCAUCGUGGGGCAGCCUGGCCGUGGAAAUCCCGGUAGGAGAGGUGAAGAGGACGCAGAUGCUCCGGCGCUACCACGGAUCCCACAGCUUCUGCAAACUUCUCGCCCAGUCCGAGCGUCCUCUCCGCCCAGUUCUCAGAGGCGGCCGCGCAGUAGGUACCGCGCAAGGGAGGGUGGCCUCCCCCACCGGGGAAGGGCCAGCUUUCGGGCGCAGACUCCGGGAUGGAGCCGGAGGCCACGGGCGCGCGGUCGGACUCCGGGCGCCGCCGACCCUCGGCUCCUCGGCCCCCGGCAGGCGGGGCCCGGGCCUUCCGCCCCCGAGCGGAACGCCGCGUCUGCGGCGCCACGCCCUCGGACACCACCCUGCAGCGGGGCGGGCGCCGGGCCGCCCCCAGCCGGGAACCGCCGGCUAGACUCCCGGAUCCUGCGCGCCCGGCCCGGCUUUCGGUCCAGGCCUCCCCCACCUCCUCCACGUCCCUUCUUCUGUCUCCUUCCCCCAACCCGCCGGACUGGGACGCUCGCCUGGCAGGAAGCGGCCCCUACGGGCUCCCGAGCGCCCCCCCCCACCCCCGGUAAGUUGCUCAGCUGCGCCAAAUGUGCGCCCCCCGCCCGCGGGGGCCCCGGGUGCGGGUCGGCACGCGCCUCCGGCGAUAUGUGGCCUGAGGCACUCCUGAAUUCUGCCUGGCCGGUCCGGCGCUUCUCUCUGCACCUCUGCCCUGCUCAGCCCCUCUCUAAACUUUACGGUCCAGAGGGCGAGAACCCCCGACCCCCGCUGCCAGUGGUCCAGCUCCCUCUCCAUCCUUCCAGACCGGUCCACCCGUCGCACAGCCUUUGUCCUGUUGUUUCCAGGUUGGGUCGCCCCUCUCCCCAGUGCACUGUCUUCCUGCUUCCCACCCCCCAAGAGAAACCUUUGCCCUUCCUGAUGUUCUGUCUGCCCCCGUACAGGUGA
Hippopotamus amphibius kiboko is the source of this 1092-nucleotide messenger RNA. RefSeq names its product basic salivary proline-rich protein 1-like. The record is from RefSeq and is a predicted model, not a curated record. NCBI's taxonomy places the organism in Eukaryota, Metazoa, Chordata, Mammalia, Artiodactyla, Hippopotamidae. The transcript has 3 exons. Bases 1 to 1092 code for a protein of 363 amino acids.